Venturia canescens is the source of this 2953-nucleotide messenger RNA. RefSeq lists its product as uncharacterized. The coding region runs from base 1324 to 2442 and encodes 372 amino acids. The record is from RefSeq and is a predicted model, not a curated record. NCBI's taxonomy places the organism in Eukaryota, Metazoa, Arthropoda, Insecta, Hymenoptera, Ichneumonidae. Gene Ontology annotation, molecular function: oxidoreductase activity. The transcript has 4 exons.
GAAUUAUUGGAGGGUUUUUUAAAAUCAUUUCGUUGGACUCCAACGUUGCAAACUUCAGUGUCAUAUUUUUUCUUCCGAAACAAGAUAAAAGUAAUAAAAGUAAAGAAAACACCGAAUACAAAAUUCAACCGUCUCCCCUCUUCUAUUUUUUCACGUAUAAUCGUCUCGAUGAAAACCGAGACGAUUAUAAGUGAACGAAAAAUUUUCGACGACGAUCGAUCCACCGAAGAUUGCCCUUUGAAAAAUAUCACAAUCUCGAUGUUGCUGAGAAAUCGUCCGUUUUGCGACACGCACAAGUUGGCAAUAAAAAACGAAGAGAAAAACUGGCGGUUCGCGAGAAACGCGCACUAGCUGCACUCAUUUCAUUCGAUAAAAUUGUCAGUGUUUCAAAAACAUUGACACUUUUGUCCCGUAAUUACAGUAAUUAAUAGCGCAGCAUGUACGUCCCUCUCAUUUUACUCUUCACUUGAAAAUACAUUUGCAGUUUCGUUAAGGUAUUACUUUCACGAAUCCGAAUAUUCUACAAAUAACUGAUUUUUCAUUACACAAGUAAAAGCGCAUGCGAAUUGAUUGGCGAAAUUUCAGGUCAGGCUAUCGAACAUUCGAUGAAGAAUUAAAAGUUGAAAAAUCGUAAAAUUUAUAAGGAAGCUUACGGAGAUUCCGUCAUCAAUAAAUUUCUAUUCGAUAAUUCUUAUACUAAAUUAUUCUAAAUUCCUGAUACAAACUCUAUGACAGAAAAAAAUGUCAGGAAUCCAUGGCGACGAUAAAAAUAAAGGGUUACCGAAUCCUUAAAAAAUAUGUUAACAAUGGAAGUUGAAAGAAUGGCAGAAGCUUUUCCCCCAAAAAUACGAUCAUGCGAAAGAAAGAUCUUGAAAUUUUAAAAGAACAUCAUUUUCUGACACAAAAUUAUGAAAUUAGGAAAAUUUCGAGGGUCCAGCGCAGAUGAUUUUUCGGUCUCUUCCGUUGAAAAAAUAUGAUUCGAGCGCUAUCGUAAUAACGUUUGGUCCGCAGUGUAACUCGAUAGCAGCGUUCGACGUUCUCUUCGUUGGUAACUUUUUCAAAAUCUCCGACAUUCGAGAGAAGCUGCAUUACCGUUUGAUCGGGUUCUCAUGUGUCAGGGACGCCGAGUCUGUUGAAGGUUCGAUGUCGACAAUCGUUCUAUUUUAAUCGCGCAUGAGGCAUCGUCGUGUACGUUUUGUAUUGAGAAAACUCAAGCUGAUUUGAUCCAUGCAUUGCGUCAUUUAGAUUUUCAAAUAUUUCUCGGUAUUGUUGGGCUUCGAUUGUUGAAAUAAAAUAUGCAGUUUUGUUUCGAAACUGGCAAAAAUGAAUGCUGAAUUUAUCGAGAUUUUAGAUAAACUUCAAAGCUCUGAUUGCGUUGCUUUUUUUGUUGUUGUCGAUUGUUGGAAAUCAGUGGAGGAGGCGACCGAACGGAAGCUGCGACUGCUGCUGAGAGAGGCUCGCGAUCUGCCCGCAGCGGAAGAAUCCGACUUUUUGGAAACGAAGCUUCCCAGUUACUACGAUCCGCUCAAAUUCCAAUUGGGUCAGCGAGUCUUCGACUCGAACGUGUUCACGAUGAUGAUCGGAAAGCUCGCGGGUCUUUUGACUCUGCUCGCGGUCCCGUCGAUCCUCGCGAUUCUCAAAUUCACGAAACAGAGUGGCACACCGUGCACCGCAUUUCGAAGAUACGCCUCGACGAUCCUGCACACUUGUGUCUGGUACAAAAAUUCCCCGGAGCAACGCGUCGAGUUCUUCGAGUCUUUGAAGAAUGUUCGAAAGAAGCAUUGCAUCGCUUCGCGGCGAAGCUUCGAGGCAGGAGUAGGUAAAAUAACGCAGCUCGACAUGGCCCUCACGCAAUUUGGUUUCAUGGGCUUUCCUCUCCUCUGCGACAAGCGCCUCGGAAUCGUCACUACCGAGGAAGAGUUGGAAGGGCUCAUCCACUUCUGGCGCGUCAUCGGACGGAUGCUCGGAAUCGAAGAGCGAUUCAACAUCUGCAACGGCAGUGUCGAAGAGACUCGAGCACUUUGCCGAAGACUGUUGGAGGACAUAUUCCUGCCUCACCUUGCCAAACCGUCGGAGGAUUUUGACGAAAUGGGUCGCGUACUUCUGGAGGGUCUCUGGCCAGUUAAUCCGUUCAUCGACAACGACGCUUUCAGAGCGUUUACGAUCGACCUCGUGACAUCGGCUGUGCCUAACAACAAUCAUCCCCUCAUGAUUGGGACGAGAACGAUGUCGAGGUAUAGCCGGUUCGUCCUGAAUCUUCAGCUCUUCGUUCACGAGUAUCUGAUCGCAGCGACUUAUCGUUGGUCAUUCGUGUUCCGAGCUAUUUUCAACGCUCAAAUGAGAAUGGGCAUAUUCUUGACGGAAAGGUUCCCUUUUUUGGCGUACUGGCUCUUCGGAAGGAGCAAUUCUUGCGUCAACAUUUACAAGUUUCAUUUCGAUUGAUUGUUGUCGAAACUGCGACGAGGAAGAACCGCGUCCGGGGUAUCUUCGGGGAGGAAAUAAAGUCGUUGGUCGCCAAAAAUAUUUUCGUUGCUCAACUAAAUGGAAUGGAUGAACUCAAUUUUAUUAGCGACGAUUCGUCGGUUCGACAAAUUAUUCUUUUCGACUGAGCGCGCAGUUGUAAAUAUUCGCUCAGGUUGCAGGCUCGCAGAGAACUCGAAAUAUGUUUUACACCCCAUAAACUAUUUUUAUUUUAAGGUAGAUGGUGCGCGAAGGAUCGUAUUUUAUGGGUGUCUCAAUUGGGUCGAUUUUUACUCCCUAAUUAAGGAUACAAUCACUUUUAUUAAUGUCAGAGUUAUUUAUUCGAUAUUGUAAAUAAAUUUGUUCAACUUACCUUUUGCCGAAUGAAAUUACAAGCCGAAAAUACUAGUUUAGUUAGAGAGCAUAGAGGGUAAACAUAAAGGGAAAUGGGUGAAGAAAAAAGUAUUAAUAAAAGUAAAGCUGAAGUUCCCAA